AUGCCCCGGAAAGCGGGAGCCCAACCCGCCGCUGCCUUUGUCACACUUAAUGAGCAACACUGCCGCGGCCGCCCUCGGGUGUUGCUGAUGAAUAAGGCCUGCUCCGUCACGUCAGCUCAGGACUGGUUUGGGGACCUGGUGACUCCGAUGUGGUGGGAGGACGUCUGGCUGAAGGAAGGCUUCGCUCAUUUCUUUGAAUACGUCGGCACCGACUUCCUUUUUCCAAAGUGGAACAUGGAGAAGCAACGGUUUCUGACUGACGUCCUCCAUGAGGUGAUGCUAGUGGACGGCUUGAGCUCCUCCCACCCGAUCUCCCAGGAGGUGGAACAAGCGACGGACAUCAACCGAGUCUUCGACUGGAUCGCCUACAAAAAGGGGGCAGCGCUGAUCCGGAUGCUGGCGAACGUGAUGGGACAGCCGCUGUUCCAGAGGGGCCUCAACGAUUACCUGCUGAGUCACAUGUACAGCAACGCAGCCAGAGACGACCUGUGGAACAAACUCUCUCAGGCCAUGCGUUCAGAGGGGCGGGACAUUGACAUCGGAGAGAUGAUGGACAGGUGGACUCUACAAAUGGGCUACCCCGUCAUCACCAUCACCAAGAACCAAUCAGAGCAGCUCCCUACUCAUUACAUCACCGUCAGCCAGGAGCACUUCCUGUACGGAGAGGAAGUCAGGAGCAACAACAGUUUACAGUGGCAGGUCCCUCUGACGGUCGCCGUGGGAAACACGUCCACCAUGAGUUCAGAGAGACUCAUCUGGAUCAACAACAGGACAGAGAUGCACAGGAUCGGUCAGAUGGACGACAGCACUUGGUUGCUUGGCAACAUAAACCAGACGGGCUACUUCCGUGUGAACUACGACCUCCAGAACUGGAAACUGCUGAUUCAGCAGCUCCACCACAACCCUGAAAUCAUCUCGGUAGGAAACAGGGCGGGGCUUAUCGAUGACGCCUUUAACCUGGCCAG
Molecule: messenger RNA, 965 nt
Organism: Paralichthys olivaceus (Japanese flounder)
Lineage: Eukaryota; Metazoa; Chordata; Actinopteri; Pleuronectiformes; Paralichthyidae
Source: RefSeq, a predicted model, not a curated record